GCGUUCAGUUGUCAAAAACACAAACUCGUGUUUACCAUUCGAUGUCUGUUCCUCCCACAAAAUGUUCAAGAUGCUAUCAGAUUGUGGAAUAUCACUGAAUAAUCGAGAUGGCAAGCAUUCCGAUCGUAGAUUUAACUGCAUUAGUGCGAAAAAACGACAUCAGCAACGCCCACCUGAUCGUGAAACAACUGGAUGAAGCCUUUUCCACUGUCGGUUUCGUUUAUUUAACAAAUCAUGGCAUCGACCAAACUACAAUUGACAAAGUUUUGAAAGCCUCCAAACACUUUUUCCUACUACCAGACGACAUCAAGAAGCAAACACGUCGGGAUUUAUCGAAAAACAAUGACGGUUACGUCGGAAUUAAUCAAGAAAUAUUGGGAACUGAUAUUCAUCAUGAAAUCAAAGAGGCUUACAACUUAACCAGUUCGAAGAGUGUAUUUCCAUCAGAAGACACAAAUCCUGAAUUCCGGUCAUCCGUCACUGAUCUCGCCUUGAAACUGAGUGAACUAACGAGACGCUUACUUGCAUGUAUGGCUCUGGCACUAGGAUUGACAGAGAAUUAUUUCGUCGAUCGCCAUCGCUUCAUGUUUCAAGAUCAAGAUAAGAAUGCCACAACUUUUCGGACUUUGUAUUAUCCAUCGCUUUCCGAAUCGGAUAUCCAGCCCGGCGUUGUAAGAUGCGGAGCUCAUUCUGAUUACGGGACCAUCACACUCCUCCUACAAGACAGUGUUGGCGGAUUAGAGGUACUUUCCGGAAGCAAAUGGAUACCUGCUACUCCGAUCCCGGGGUCAAUCCUUGUAAAUCUUGGAGAUCUGAUGCAAUUCUGGACUUCGGAUCGUUACACUGCAACGGUUCAUCGAGUGUUAGUGCCGGAAGAAGAAUUACGCCGAAAAUCGACUCGCCAAUCGAUCGCCUUCUUUGUUCAUCCGGAUAAUGACGUAAUGGUUUCUCAAUUAAAUGGUUCCAGCGACCAACCUGCAAUUGGAGCCCUGGAUUACCUCAAGUCACGUCUCUCCGCCACCUACAAAUAUUAACAGAUUUUUACUUUAUCUUUCUCUUAAAAUUUUAGUUUUCUACAGCAAAAAAAAAAAAAAAAAUCAUUUCUAACAAGAU
Messenger RNA from Daphnia pulicaria, 1113 nucleotides. RefSeq names its product 2-oxoglutarate-dependent dioxygenase htyE-like. NCBI's taxonomy places the organism in Eukaryota, Metazoa, Arthropoda, Branchiopoda, Diplostraca, Daphniidae. The transcript has 7 exons. Gene Ontology annotation, molecular function: dioxygenase activity. The coding region runs from base 108 to 1034 and encodes 308 amino acids. The record is from RefSeq and is a predicted model, not a curated record.